AUGGGCAUGCCGAUUUCUACGAUUUCUACUAUUACGCCCAAAAAGGAGGAGGGUUUGGACAUGGAGGAGCCCCGGCGAUGGUGCAAGGAGGAUGGAGACCCCGAAGAAGAGACUUGGUGGGACUCUAGACCAGUAUACACCGAGUCGUUUGUGGCUCUUGGCCCCGGCGAUGGCACCAAAGGCGCAACGGAUGCUCAGCGCCAGCAGGUCGUUGCGCCCAUCCAUGCUGCUCGAAAACAAAACGAAACGCUAGCGCUGAACACUUCUUCACCAAAAGUCGAGCACUCUGAGAUGCGGGGCACUCCUAGCGUCGUGUUUGCGAGCCGUCGUACCAUCACAGAAGAGGAACUGGCGGGCGUCACUCUGGAUACCUUUGCAGACGAGGAAGAUGAGGAUGAUUUCGAACUCGACUGGGACGAGGACGAGUACAGCACGAUGGACGUAGCAGAAUGCGUCUCGGAAGCAUCGACGCCCAUGCCCUCGACGCCCAUCGUCCCAACACGCACUCUGUCGCUUCCGGUUGCCGUUCCAUCGACUCCGCGUCGCCGCCAGACGAUGCCGAUUUCCCCUUCGUCUGUCACUUUGCGCUCCGGCAGCUUCCAGGCGUCUCCCAAGUUUUCUACAACGCCCGUGAGCCCACCCAUUGCCCGCUCCGUCACUCGUGCUCGCGGCUUCGCUCUUCCUAGCCCACGCACAGAGCUCGUCCUCUAA
Messenger RNA from Serendipita indica DSM 11827, 711 nucleotides. Lineage: Eukaryota; Fungi; Basidiomycota; Agaricomycetes; Sebacinales; Serendipitaceae. The record is from the annotation of a GenBank genome assembly.